Messenger RNA from Fonsecaea multimorphosa CBS 102226, 1347 nucleotides. RefSeq lists its product as uncharacterized. Gene Ontology annotation, cellular component: endoplasmic reticulum. Gene Ontology annotation, molecular function: mannosyltransferase activity. The record is from RefSeq and is a predicted model, not a curated record. Lineage: Eukaryota; Fungi; Ascomycota; Eurotiomycetes; Chaetothyriales; Herpotrichiellaceae. Bases 1 to 1347 code for a protein of 448 amino acids. The transcript is spliced from 3 exons.
AUGCUACUGACAGUAUUGGUGGCUAUCUCCACCUUUGUCACCGUCGUAUUAUUGCUGUUACCCUCUCCGGGGCAUGCUGCUGAAGCACAAUGUUCCGUCCAAGUCGUGGUGUUGGGCGACCUGGGCCGCAGUCCUCGCAUGCAAUAUCACGCUUUGAGCAUCGCGACUCAUGGUGGCCGUGUCCAGCUUGUUGGCUACAGAGAGACUGAUCCGUUGCCCGAGCUGGUCGCCCAUCCCAGUGUCACGCUUGUUCCAUUGACACCUGCUCCUCGAUGGCUUCAAACCAGCAACAAGCUCCUGUUCCUUGUAUCUGGACCGUUGAAAGUCCUACUACAGACAUGGACGCUUUGGAACAUUUUGAGCUACGCUACUGCUGCUCCCAAAUGGAUGCUUGUCCAAAACCCUCCCUCAAUUCCCACUUUACUGGUCGUUGCUAUAGUGUGUUUCUUUCGACGAACCCGGCUUAUUGUCGACUGGCAUAAUUUUGGGUAUUCCAUCCUGGCUCUGAAGCUGGGCGCAGAUCAUCCUCUGGUCCGAAUAUCCAAGUUGUAUGAAAUCAGUCUGGCGAAGGCAGCGACGACAAACUUUACCGUAACAGAUGCCAUGGCUCGUGUGUUGAAAUCGGAUUACAAGAUCACUGCUCCUAUCUUGACUUUGCAUGACCGGCCAGCAGAGUUGUACCAGCCUCUAACGGCUUCAAAGCGGCUGGCCUUCUUGCAGCGUUACCCCCUCAUUCGAAACCAAUUCAACGCAAUUGUCGACUCAAAAGUCAGACUGCUCGUCUCUUCGACCUCUUGGACAGCUGACGAGGAUUUUGGUCUUCUCCUGGAUGCUCUCUGUAGCUACUCUGCCAGUGCCACCUCGACGCAUCCACACCUUCCAGAACUUGUCGUUGUGAUCACUGGAAAAGGUCCUCAAAAACAAUUCUAUCUCGACAAGAUUCGAGACCUCCGGUCAGAACAGGCUCUCGAAAUGGUGAGCAUCUAUACCGACUGGCUUAGCUUCGAGGAUUACGCUCUUCUCUUGGGUUCUGCAGAUCUCGGCGUGUCCCUACAUACCAGCAGUAGCGGAGUAGACCUGCCCAUGAAGGUGGUUGACAUGUUCGGUGCUGGUCUUCCCGUGACGGGCUGGAGCAGCUUUGCUGCAUGGCCGGAGCUAGUGACAGAAAACGUCAACGGCAAAGGCUUCGGCAGCGCGGAAGAAUUGGUAGAUAUCCUUCGUGAAUUGUUUGAUCCCAAUUCACAACAGCUUGCAAGAUUAAAGGAAGGAGCUAUAAGGGAGAGCCAACGCCGAUGGGGUUCCGAAUGGGAUCCUGUGGCUGGCAAGCUCUUCGGUCUGGCAUCUUGA